Molecule: messenger RNA, 3286 nt
Organism: Balearica regulorum gibbericeps (East African grey crowned-crane)
Lineage: Eukaryota; Metazoa; Chordata; Aves; Gruiformes; Gruidae
Source: RefSeq, a predicted model, not a curated record
CCUGGACACAAGUGAGCAAGCGCUGCUGGAGGCCAGCCGCACCGUCAGCCGGAGCGAGCCCGACCUCUCCUCCAUCACCCCCAACACCGAGAAGGCGACGGAGAGCACCACCAUCACGAUCGAUGUCCCCGACUCCGCUGUGGUACAGAUUAGCAACAAGACAGACGGUGAAGCCAGCCCCUUAAAGGAGGCCGAGACCAAAGAGGACGAGGACGAGAUGGAGAAGAAGAAGAGGAAGAAGGAGAAAAGCGAGACUGGCAAAGCAAUGGUGCCGCACAGCUCCAUGUUCAUCUUCAGCACCACCAACCCGGUGCGGAGGGCUUGUCACUACAUCGUGAACCUGCGCUACUUUGAGAUGUGCAUCCUCCUCGUGAUCGCCGCCAGCAGCAUCGCCCUCGCGGCGGAGGAUCCCGUCCUCACCAACUCUGACCGUAACAAAGUCCUGAGGUAUUUCGACUAUGUCUUCACUGGCGUCUUCACCUUCGAGAUGGUUAUCAAGAUGAUCGAUCAGGGCUUGAUCCUGCAGGACGGUUCCUACUUCCGAGAUCUCUGGAACAUCCUGGAUUUUAUCGUAGUGGUGGGAGCGCUGGUGGCUUUCGCCUUGGCGAAUGCUUUGGGGACCAACAAGGGCCGGGAUAUCAAGACCAUCAAGUCUCUCCGUGUGCUACGGGUCUUGAGGCCCCUGAAAACCAUCAAGCGACUGCCCAAGCUGAAGGCCGUCUUUGACUGCGUCGUGACUUCCCUCAAGAACGUCUUCAACAUCCUCAUAGUCUACAAGCUCUUCAUGUUCAUCUUUGCUGUCAUUGCCGUCCAGCUCUUCAAGGGGAAGUUUUUCUACUGCACUGACAGCUCUAAGGACACGGAGAAGGACUGCAUAGGGAACUACGUGGACCAUGAGAAGAACAAGAUGGAGGUGAAGUGCCGCGAGUGGAAACGCCAUGAGUUUCACUAUGACAAUAUCAUCUGGGCUUUGCUGACCCUGUUCACAGUCUCCACUGGCGAGGGUUGGCCCCAGGUGCUGCAGCAUUCGGUGGACGUGACGGAGGAGGACCGUGGGCCCAGUCGGAGCAACCGCAUGGAGAUGUCCAUUUUUUAUGUCGUCUAUUUUGUGGUCUUCCCUUUCUUCUUCGUCAACAUUUUUGUGGCUCUCAUCAUCAUUACGUUCCAAGAGCAAGGAGACAAAAUGAUGGAGGAGUGCAGUCUGGAGAAGAACGAGAGAGCCUGUAUUGACUUUGCCAUCAGCGCCAAGCCCCUCACGCGGUACAUGCCCCAGAACCGGCACACCUUCCAGUACCGGGUCUGGCACUUUGUGGUCUCCCCAUCCUUCGAGUACACCAUCAUGGCCAUGAUAGCAUUGAACACUGUGGUGCUGAUGAUGAAGUACUACUCUGCUCCGUACACCUAUGAGCUGGCCCUGAAGUACCUGAACAUCGCGUUCACCAUGGUGUUCUCCUUGGAGUGCGUCCUCAAGAUCAUCGCUUUCGGCUUCCUGAAUUAUUUUCGGGACACCUGGAACAUCUUUGACUUCAUCACCGUCAUCGGCAGCAUUACGGAGAUCAUCCUGACAGAUACCAAGCUGGUGAACACCAGCAGCUUCAACAUGAGCUUCCUGAAGCUCUUCCGGGCUGCUCGGCUCAUCAAGCUGCUGCGCCAGGGUUACACCAUCCGCAUCCUGCUCUGGACGUUCGUGCAGUCCUUCAAGGCUCUCCCCUACGUCUGCCUCUUGAUUGCCAUGCUUUUCUUCAUCUACGCGAUCAUUGGGAUGCAGGUUUUUGGCAAUAUCAAACUAGAUGAGGAAAGCCACAUUAACCGGCACAACAACUUCCGCAGCUUCCUGGGCUCCCUCAUGCUUCUCUUCAGGAGUGCCACGGGAGAGGCAUGGCAGGAGAUCAAGCUGUCCUGCCUGGAGGGCAAAGGCUGCGAGCCAGACACGACGGCGACGUCCGGGCAGAAUGAGAACGAGCGUUGUGGCACCGACCUGGCCUAUGUCUACUUUGUCUCCUUCAUCUUUUUCUGCUCUUUCCUGAUGCUCAACCUGUUCGUGGCGGUCAUCAUGGACAAUUUUGAAUACCUGACUCGGGAUUCCUCCAUCCUGGGACCUCACCAUCUAGAUGAGUUUGUCCGGAUCUGGGCAGAGUAUGACAGAGCAGCGUGUGGCCGAAUCCAUUACACUGAGAUGUAUGAAAUGCUGACUCUUAUGUCACCACCGCUAGGCCUCGGCAAGAGAUGUCCUUCCAAAGUGGCCUAUAAGAGACUGGUGCUGAUGAACAUGCCCGUGGCCGAGGACAUGACGGUCCAUUUUACCUCCACCUUGAUGGCGCUGAUACGCACGGCCUUGGACAUCAAAAUUGCCAAAGGUGGUGCAGAUUGGCAGCAGUUAGACUCCGAGCUUCAAAAGGAGAUCCUGACCAUUUGGCCUCACCUGUCCCAGAAGAUGCUUGACCUGUUGGUACCCAUGCCAAAAACUUCUGACCUGACUGUUGGCAAAAUAUAUGCAGCCAUGAUGAUCAUGGAUUACUACAAGCAGAGCAAAGCGAAGAAGCAGCGGCAGCAGCUGGAGGAGCAGAAAAACGCCCCCAUGUUCCAGCGCAUGGAGCCGUCCUCCUUGCCGCAGGAAAUCAUCUCGAACGCGAAGGCUCUGCCUUACCUCCAGCAGGACACCCUCUCGGGCCUGAGCAGCCGAAGUGGGUUCCCCUCGCUGAGCCCGCUUUCGCCCCAGGAGAUCUUCCAGCUGGCGUGCAUGGAUCCGGCCCACGGGCAGUUCCAGGAGCACCAGUCUCUGGAGCCAGAGGUUAGGGAGUUUCAAAGAGUGCAGCCCUCUAACCGUGGCAGCUACCUUCCCGUGGACACUCAGGACCACGCUGUCUCUGGGAGGGCCUCCUCCAUGCCUCGUCUCACUGUGGAUCCCCAGGUGGUGACGGACACCAGCUCGAUGCGGCGAUCGUUUUCCACCAUCCGGGACAAGCGCACCAACAGCUCCUGGCUGGAUGAGUUCUCCAUGGAGCGCAGCAGCGACAACACCUACAAGUCCCGCCGGCGCAGCUACCACUCCUCGCUCCAGCUCUCCGCCCGGCGCCUCAACGCCGACUCGGGCCACCGGUCCGACGGGCAUCGCUCGGGUGGCAGGGAGCGGGGGCGAUCCAAAGAGCGCAAGCACUUGCUGUCCCCCGACAUCUCCCGCUGCAACUCGGAGGAGAGGAGUCCCCAGGCGCACGACGAGUCGCCGGAGCGGCGGCGCGAGUCCCGGUCACCCAGCGAGGGCAGGUCGCAGACACCCAACAGGCAG